AUGGGAUCUGAGCAGCUCAGACGAGAGAGGACCCUCAUUCUGAAUGACUUGAAAUCACUGCAAGACCAGAUCGGAGAUUUAGCAUUCAAUAACUAUCGCACGUACGCUGAUGCUGGAAGGACAACACAACAUUGUACAGAAAUAUUCACGGAAAUGAAGGACAAGUUGCGGGUCGUGUCUGCGGAGGUUCCGGAACUGGCAUCGGAAUUACGGACGUUUCAUACUCGGACAAAGGAUUUGUCACGCGAAUUGGACGCGGUGCAGUCAGCCUGCCACAAAGAAAAUCUCGUGUGGGAACUAAUCUCGUUGCCCUCCAGAAUGGAUGUUUGUAUUCGCGCAGGUUACUAUGAGGCUGCAUAUUCCUUGACAAAUUAUGGAAUGAUGCUCCAACAACAUAGCAUAAUUAAAAACCCUUUAAUCAAGGCUAUUGCUGAUAAACUUGUUGAAGCGCGAUCGUUCCUGCUCGAAGAGCUCUUCAACAAAUUUGCUGGUCCUCUUGAUUUGGCCUCCUCCAUACAGGUAGUGAAUAAUGUGCGAAAAAUGCCAUAUCUCACGCCAACGCAGUUACGUACGUGCAUCUUACAACACAGAGAUAUGUAUUUAGACAGACAAAUUCUCGAUAUUACGAACCAUCCUGAAUUUGCCAUCAAGGCUAUUGAAAUUUACCGAGACUGCAUGUAUGACACACUUGUUCUGUACUUGGCAGUAUUUCCUGAGAACGAAGCACCACGAAAAGAUUUGUCAUUGGAUCCCCGUUGGGAAACGUGGCCAUCGAGUGCGCCAUCGUCGAUUCUCGGUCAGUGGACGGCGCGCAAUAUCACUAGAUUGUUGGAUCUUAUUUGUAGAACUGAUAUGAAAAGUAGUGUUGAUAUGUGCACGGUAUGGUCAAAACUCAUGUCAUUGGCAGCAUCUCUUGGACGUAUGGGUCUCGAUUUCCGCUCUCUCGUAGUUAACACCUUGGUAAAAGUCUCUCUGGAACGUUUCACUUCAGCUGUUCGGGCUGCUACUAAUAAGUUUCUCAACGAAACGAAGGUGUUGUCCGUGUCCAGUGGAGAGAUUUCUUUAUUAUCGGAUGGCGGAGGUCCAACUAGUGGGCCACCGCAACCAUCGCCUGAGAUCUCAAUGUGGGAUGAUAUAUGUGUUUAUGGGAACACUAUACUGGAGGCCCUCAACAAUUUGCGCUUCACUCCAAGUCCCAUGCUAAUACAAAGUGUUGUAUUGUGCCUACGAGACUCAUUGCGAAGCAUAAUAAUGUGGUUACUUGGUCACUCAUCGUCAACGCUUUUCCCAAGAGCCGUGGAGAUUUUCUGCCUACACUUUGUACCUUUCAUUGGACGAUGUGUCCGGUUCCUAUUUCCUUUUUCGGCUAUCACACGCCUGUUUGGAACAUCUAUUAGUCCACAGAUAUACGAGGCGUUUACCGAGCUAGACAUACGUGUAUUGACCGCUUCUUGUGAUGGUGGUGAAAAAAUUGAAGAAGUUCUUCAGAGUUUAUCAUCUCAAGAGAAGUUUCUGCCUCGAGGAGAGAUUGUUAUUCCUCAGCAAGACAAAAUCGAACCUUCACAGGAAGAAAUUUCCUCUGCAGCGGUUGAAUUAGACCGCCCAAAGGAUUAUACUCAAGAUUUUUCGGACACAUCUAUGUGCUCACCUCCUCAGCAUGAUUCAAGCAACAUUCGUUUUGAUAUAGGCGAUGACCCAGAUGAAGCUGGGGUGGAAAAGUCGAACAUAGCUUCUGUAAUUAGCCCAUCAGAGGAAGAAACUGCAUUGAGCCACUCUCGACAAGAUCUGAGCGCAGCAGAUACACAGCUAUCGGUAGUUACCGAUGAUGAUCUUCCGGCUUUGGUGGAUACUGCACCUAGUCCCUUCUACGAUGAAACGGAGUCUAUUCCCACGCAGGAGUGUGAAUCACAAAACGACACGAAGACUUCCGAGAAAAGAGAGCACUCUAAAGAAGAUUAA
Messenger RNA from Haemonchus placei, 1959 nucleotides. The record is from the annotation of a GenBank genome assembly. NCBI's taxonomy places the organism in Eukaryota, Metazoa, Nematoda, Chromadorea, Rhabditida, Trichostrongylidae.